AUGCACAAGCUAUUCAAGCUGGGUGUGCGAGGGAAAAUCCUAACGUUAAUUAAUAUUAUGCCACACGGUACAAGAGCAAGAUGGCUGCCGGUUAAAUAUGGAAUUAGACAAGGAAGUGUGAUCUGCAACUUUUUAUAUUUCGUCUUCAUAAAUGACCUUCUCUUAGAGUUGGAACAUCGCCGAGUUGGAGCCAAGAUUUACGACAUAAAUUGUAGUAACCCAGCUCUUGCAGACGACAUUGCCUUCAUUGCAACCAGUCCGUCAGCCUUUCAAACGCUACUAGACAUCUGCACAAAAUAUGCGAAAACAUGGAAGUUCACGUACAAUGCGGACAAAAGCACAGUUCUUGUCUUCGGGAAUAAACAUAAACGGAAUAAUGACUUCAAAUGGUCAAUCAUGGAACAUAACCUACAAACCUCGGACUCAUAUAAGCAUGUAGGUGUUAAUAUCUCCACCGAUCUCAAAAAAAUCGACAAAAGGAAGCUCAAUUUCCUUUCUACUCUCAUUCACCUCAAGUCAGAAACUCUUUCUAAACAAAUAUUUCUACGAAGGUUAUACCAGUACAUUCAAGACCCAUACAAUCUGCAGUACGAAAACUUCCUAAGAACUCUUCUCGGGAAACAUGUUCCAGGAGAAAAACUAGAAAGUAAAGAGGAAUACCAGGAAUUCCUCUUGGACAGUGCCAAAUUUAUCAGAAGUGCUGCUCAUGUGUUCUUAUCAAACGAUAAUCCACCUUGA
Messenger RNA from Mizuhopecten yessoensis (Yesso scallop), 738 nucleotides. RefSeq lists its product as uncharacterized. NCBI's taxonomy places the organism in Eukaryota, Metazoa, Mollusca, Bivalvia, Pectinida, Pectinidae. The transcript has 4 exons. The record is from RefSeq and is a predicted model, not a curated record. The coding region runs from base 1 to 738 and encodes 245 amino acids.